Myotis davidii is the source of this 782-nucleotide messenger RNA. RefSeq names its product N-acetylneuraminate pyruvate lyase (dihydrodipicolinate synthase) (gene NPL). The coding region runs from base 5 to 688 and encodes 227 amino acids. The transcript has 10 exons. Lineage: Eukaryota; Metazoa; Chordata; Mammalia; Chiroptera; Vespertilionidae. Gene Ontology annotation, biological process: N-acetylneuraminate catabolic process. Gene Ontology annotation, molecular function: 4-hydroxy-tetrahydrodipicolinate synthase activity; N-acetylneuraminate lyase activity. The record is from RefSeq and is a predicted model, not a curated record.
CUCAAUGGCCUCCCAGAAGAAGAACCUUCAAGGUCUGGUUGCUGCAACCAUCACGCCGAUGACCGAGCAUGGAGAAAUCAACCUUUCAGUCAUUGGUCAGUACGUGGAUUAUCUUGUGGAAAAACAGGGAGUGAAGAAUAUUUUUGUGAAUGGCACCACGGGAGAAGGCCUGUCUCUGAGCAUCUCAGAGCGCCGCCGGGUCGCAGAGGAGUGGGUGACAAAAGGAAGGAACAAGUUGGAUCAAGUGGUAAUUCAUGUAGGAGCCCUGAGCUUGAAGGAGUCCCAAGAACUGGCCCAACAUGCAGCAGAAAUUGGGGCCGAUGGCAUCGCUGUUAUUGCACCUUUCUUUCUCAAGCCACAGAACAAAGAUGACCUCACUGCUUUCCUAAAGGAGGUGGCUGCUGCUGCCCCGGCGCUGCCAUUCUAUUAUUAUCACAUCCCUGCCUUGACAGGGGUAAAGAUUCGUGCUGAGGAGCUGCUGGAUGGGAUUCAGGAGAAGAUCCCCACCUUCCAAGGGCUGAAAUUUAGCGACACAGAUCUCCUAGACUUCGGACAGUGCGUUGAUCAGAAUCGCGAGCGACAGUUUGCUUUCCUUUUCGGGGUGGAUGAGCAACUGCUGAGUGCUCUGGUGAUGGGAGCCACGGGAGCAGUGGGCAGUUUUGUAUUCAGAGAUUUAUCAACUUUGUGAUCAAACUAGGUUUUGGAGUGUCACAGACCAAAGCCAUCAUGACUCUGGUGUCUGGGAUUCCAAUGGGCCCACCCCGGCUCCCACUGCAGAGAGC